AUGAAUAAGCUCAAAGGUAUGCAGAGUGGUCGACACCGAGUAAAAAGUCGAGUUGUAACUGUUUGUAUAGUUCUGACGAUAUUCAUUGUAUACCAGUUCUGCCCUAAAUUGGAUAUAGUACCUGUAAAAUAUCUACAUCAUGUUAAACAAGGUACAGAUAAUAAUGAAUCAUAUUUUGUUUUACAGGAGGUACACCGUCAUGGUGUUGGAAAAUACUACAAACAUCACCAAACUCUCGAGAUAUCAGAGACAGUAGCCGCCCAAGCAAACUUACUCUUUCAAAUGCAAGAAGCACAGUUGAUGAAGGAAUCCCAUGAUGGAGAAACUCUUUGGUCUACGAAUCCUCGUUAUAGGACUACUGACCCUUUCUCAUACAAAUUCAAGAUAAGUCAAGACAGUAAGGCUGUUCCCAGAAUGAAAAACCGGGAUCCAACGUAUCUAGAGUUUUUAGCUAGUGAUGUUGGCAGGCAAGUUAUACCCGAAUGGAUAGACGAGUUCAUAAGGGUUCCAAACAUCACCGAUAAGGAUUCUGUGAUCGGUCUUGCGCUUAUGUCGUCAAAUGCAUAUGUUGGAGUUCCGCAUACCGGAGAUUGGCGUAAUGUUACCCAACCUUGGGAUCAUAAAGAAACAGAUGGAUUUGGUUGGGACGGUGAAGGGUUAAGAGGUCACAUUUUCUAUAAUAGAAAAGAUGAUAUUGUUGUAAUUUCCAUAAAAGGUACCAGUGCACAGGGAAUUCCUGGAGCUGGUGAUGAUGAGACUACCACCAAUGAUAAAUUAAACGAUAAUCUGUUGUUUUCAUGCUGUUGUGCAAGAGUGAGUUACUUAUGGAAUACAGUGUGUGAUUGUUAUAUCAAAUCUAAUACAUGUGAUGAAUCCUGCCUGGAAAAAGAAAUAAGACAAAAAGAUCGUUAUUAUCAAGCUGUGAUAGAUAUAUAUGCGGAUGUUAUAGUACGAUACCCAACGGCAACUGUUUGGAUGACAGGACAUUCACUUGGUGGAGCUCUAGCCGCAUUAGUUGGAAGGACGUUCGGUCUUCCAGUCGUAACAUUUGAGGCACCAGGUGAAUUACUUGCCGCUAAGAGACUGCAUUUGCCAUUUCCUCCUGGUUUACCUCAAUACCAAGAUACCGUGUGGAAUUUCGGACACAGUGCAGAUCCCAUCUUUUUGGGAACUUGUAAUGGUGCUAGUUCAUCAUGUUCGAUAGCUGGAUAUGCUAUGGAGACAUCAUGUCAUUCGGGGCAAGUAUGCGUAUACGACGUAGUAAAAGAUAAAGGUUGGCAUGUUAAUAUGUUUAAUCAUAGAAUCCACACAGUGAUAGAUCAGAUUUUAGUUGUAUAUAAUGAGACAGCAGAAUGUGUUGUACCUGAGCCUUGUGUCGAUUGUUACAAUUGGGAUUUUUGGCCUGAUCGUAACCACAAGAAAAUUACUACUACAGAAGUCAGUACAACAACAGCAGAACAUUCAACAUCUGUAUGCAUUGGAAGAAACUGGCUUGGCAUAUGUACUGCUUGGGCCACCGUUCCAGACACAGAGAUAUCUAGUGAGACGGCAAUCCCGUCCGCUACAAAAGCAGAUAUUAGGAUGAAUACAUUAACGAGACAUUCGUGA
Molecule: messenger RNA, 1608 nt
Organism: Maudiozyma saulgeensis
Lineage: Eukaryota; Fungi; Ascomycota; Saccharomycetes; Saccharomycetales; Saccharomycetaceae
Source: the annotation of a GenBank genome assembly